Aspergillus wentii DTO 134E9 is the source of this 1146-nucleotide messenger RNA. RefSeq lists its product as uncharacterized. The coding region runs from base 1 to 1146 and encodes 381 amino acids. Gene Ontology annotation, molecular function: protein binding. The transcript has 2 exons. The record is from RefSeq and is a predicted model, not a curated record. Lineage: Eukaryota; Fungi; Ascomycota; Eurotiomycetes; Eurotiales; Aspergillaceae.
AUGACGCCUUUAGAGCAGGUGAGAUUAACCCAACCACACGAUAUCUUCAUACUUACAUCUCCAGUAUACGUACAUCAAGGCGAGGUAUAUCUCACUGGCGUCGGCUCAAAGCAGGAAAAUUUCAAGCUCAGAGCCCCCAACGAUGAGAACGCCCGAUGGGACACGAUGGGCGAUGAUUAUGUGUUGCUGGUGGGGUGCUGGGAAAAUGCAUAUUAUUUCCAUGAAAUAUGCUGGGAUCGUUUUAUGGCACAUUUUAAUACAGAUGAGUUUGAUCGACGCCGUUUGUACGAGGCGUUGCAGUAUCUUCCUCUGCUGCAGGGCCCAUGGCGGAUUCACUUUCCCUUCGAUCCGUAUGACCCUUUUCGACUUCCAACUAUUGAACAGCUGAUGCAGUUUCCAAAGGAAAUGCCACGGUCGUCACUGAGGCAAAGGAUACCACAUGACUGCUUUGGGAAGUUUCCUCUGGAGAUCUGCGAAGCCAUUGCAGAGUCACUACCCAUUCGAGAUGCUCUCGGUCUUCGUUAUGUUUCACGAACAAUGAUACCCUUGUUUGGAAGCCGUGCAUUUUGGAAAUCCAGGUUCGGCAUCAAUUCAGAACGCGGAUUUCUGUAUUCAGUUCUCGCAAGACUGGAUAGAGAGACAAAACAAAAGAUGGACUGGAGAUUGCUCUACCACUGCACAUCGAGGCUGAAAUGUAGCCGUGGAUUUGAAUACAAUAUCACCACCUGGGAGAGUAUUCGAUGGCUGCGAGAUGCAGUUCUGGCCCAGUGUCCCAUUCGUGAUAUCCUACAUUUUCAAGGGAGAGCAUUGCAGCAUUAUCACCAUACAGGCCAUAGAGACACGCACACAGAGCCAGUUGAUAUACAAUACCCACUGAAAAACAUCACAAUCUCAACCUAUAUGGAUGAUGGCGAGUUCUACAUCACCGGAAUGGAGUUCAUCUCCAACAACGAGUCAACGGCGAGAAUCGGGUAUACAACUCCAGGGGCAGUAGCCAUGACAGACAAAGAGUACAAGCCGCAAGAUUGGCCUACUAAGCAGGGCUACAGAUAUCCAGGACUAAAGGUCAUCUUCAGCGCAAAAAGAUUUCGAGGAUUUCGUGUUGAAACGGAACCGCCGCGUAUACGGUAUACAGGUCCUCAAUGA